Molecule: messenger RNA, 347 nt
Organism: Ylistrum balloti
Lineage: Eukaryota; Metazoa; Mollusca; Bivalvia; Pectinida; Pectinidae
Exons: 2
Source: RefSeq, a predicted model, not a curated record
AGAUCUUGCCUAUUUGGUUUAAAGUAUGUCGGGCAACUAUUAUUGUCGGUGCGGUGGUUGUCGCUAAUGCAGCCGUCUUGGAGCUGUUGUGUACGGUCGUCCUGUCUAAGGCCUCCCACAAGAUCGUCUUCAUUUUGACUACAUUAGCAGCCUUCUUUGGUGCUGCAUGUAUCCUUUCAAUGGCCAUUUUAUGGGCCUAUAAGAUUCGCCAUGGAUUCCUGACAGGGGACGUAGAUGAACUGGUUCUGAAUCUAAGCUGGUCUUUCGGACUUUCUAUCGCUGGCGGACUUCUGGCCGGGAUAGGUGGAUUAUUGGUAGCAAUUGACUUCUGUCGUAAACCUACUUAG